CCAUUAUUCACAUGUAGAUAUUUUGUUUAAAUAAAUCAUAUCGAUUUCAAUCAUUAAAUAUGUAUGUAUGUAUUUAAAUCUUAUCAGUGCAAUCAAAAUCUCAUUGCUACGUAAAUCUAAUUCAUUUAUCUACGAAUAUAUCAAUGCAUUAAACAAAUGAAUAAAAGAGUUGAACUUUCAAUAGUCUAUUAAGUUUAUCAUUAUAAACUUUAUCAAUUUGUUAGGUAAAUAAAAUUUGUAUUUGAAUAGAGUGAAAUGAUGAGAUUUGUUUGGUUUUUAUAUUUUCUCACAUUCGUAACAUCUAUUUAUAGUGGUGAAAGUGAUGAUUUUGAUAGAUUUUUUGGUUCGGAUAAACCUAAAAAUUAUUAUUCCCAUGGUAACUAUGACAAUCCUGAUGAAUACUCAUCGUAUUAUGAUGAUUAUAAUAAUAAUAACAAUAAUGGAAAAGAAGAUAAUUACUAUUCGAAAGAUAGAUAUGAUGAUGUUAAAGAACCAAGAAAAUAUGAAGAACAAUCCGAUUAUAGUUAUCUUCCAAAUCCCCAUAAACAAUAUGAAAGUAAUGAAGGAAAUAAUUAUUAUGGAAAUGAUCAUGAUGAUUAUAAGAAUGUUGAUAAUGACGACAAUUAUAAUGCUGGAGGUUAUGAUAGUUAUCAAACUUCAGUUAAUGGUAAUUAUCAAACACAGGCGCCUGAUUAUUUUGCUCAUAUAAAACCCAAAAAUCCUAAGUUCAAAUAUCAUGACCGUAUACUAUAUAAUUGGGAUGAUUAUCAACCAAAUACAAAUUAUGAUUAUCAAUAUAACGGAGUGAAACCAAAUAAAUAUAAUGUAUAUUCAGGUAACAAUGCAGAAGAUGAUGAUGACAGACAAGAAUCUGAAUCACGUCGUACUACCACGAGACCUGAUGACGAUGAUAUUACAUUUUGACACUGAACUCCAUAUAUAACAACACUAUUUAUUGUUCUCUAAGCUGACAUAUUAAUAAUAUAAUAUCUUUAGAUUAUGUAUCCAUAUUUUGGGUCACGUAAUAAUAAAUACGUAAUAGGUUAUUGCUAUUCACAUUUUCAUUACCUAUAAAACAUAUAAUAUAUC
Messenger RNA from Schistosoma rodhaini, 1089 nucleotides. The record is from the annotation of a GenBank genome assembly. Lineage: Eukaryota; Metazoa; Platyhelminthes; Trematoda; Strigeidida; Schistosomatidae.